GGGGGUGCCAGCUGCUUGUGUGGCCCAGCAUUGUCGAAAGGUGUGAGAGGCAAGAGAGUGAAUUGGACUUCUGGACAGGAUGCCAGAAGCACCCCUGACAUUACCAACCCUAAUCCGGACAAUACGGAACGCACGGACCCAAGCGGAAGAACGGGAUUUGGUCCAACGAGAGAGUGCCAAGAUUCGGGGGGCCUUCCGGGAUGAUGAACCUGACAGCCGGGCCUCCAAUUUAGCCAAGUUGCUCUACAUCCAUAUGCUGGGCUAUCCAGCGUAUUUUGGACAAAUGGAGUGCUUGAAGCUAAUUGCCUCUCAGAAAUUCCACGAAAAACGGAUCGGCUACCUCGGUGCUGCCCUCUUAUUGGAUGAGAAGCAGGACACCCAUCUUCUACUGACCAAUAGUAUCAAGAACGACCUCCUCCAUCCCAGCGCUUGGGUGCAGAGCUUGGCUCUGAGCACCCUCGGUUCUCUGGGCUCGGCGGCGAUGUUUCGGGACUUGGCCGGGGAGGUGGAGCAGCUGGCCAGAGAGGGACAACCCUCCGUGCGAAGGAAGGCGGUGGUCUGCGCCGUACUCAUUAUCCGGAAGGUGCCCGAUCUUAUAGACGCAUUUGUGGCUCUUGGUGAUCAGCUGUUGACGGACCGAACUCACGGCGUUCCGCAUGGCGCUGUCAUGUUGAUCGCAGAGAUGUGCGAACAAAACCCACAGGCCUUGGAACACUUCUGCAAGCGAGUGCCCCACUUGGUAGGAAUUCUACACAAUCUUGUGGUGGCUGGUUACUCUCCAGACAACAGUAUCUCCGGCAUCAGCGAUCCCUUUCUGCAGAUCCAAAUCCUACGGCUGCUGAGGAUUCUGGGACGAGACAACGAAGAGACCAGUGACAGCAUGAAUGAUGCCUUGGCCCAGGUGGCCACCAACACAGAGACGACGCGGAAUGUGGGCAACGCCAUCUUGUACGAGACUGUUCUGACCAUCAUGGGUGUGCAGUCAGCUAGUGGACUCCGGGUUCUCGCUAUAAAUAUCCUCGGGCGAUUUCUUGUUAACAAAGAUCGGAAUAUCAGGUACGUGGCUCUAGCAUCACUACAGAAAUUAUUGCAAGCGGAGGGCUGCGCAGUCCAGAGACAUCGGUCCACCGUCUUGGCAUGCCUGACUGACCCUGACCCGACUGUGAAGAGGCGAGCGCUGCAACUUAGCCUCGCCUUGGUGAACAGCAGCAACGUGAGGGCAACCAUCAAGGAACUCCUGGAUUUCCUCAGCACCUGCGCCCCAGACCUGAAGUCAGACUGCGCUUCUGGAAUAUUCCUGGCUGCUGAGAAGUUUGCGCCCAACAAGCGAUGGCACAUAGACACCGUCCUCCAAGUGCUGACCAUGGCUGGUUCUUACGUGCGGGACGAUGCAGUCCCCAACCUCAUCCACCUGAUUGGAGGUGCAACCGAGCUUCACAGUUACGCGGUGCAACAACUAUACGAAGCCCUGGCCCAAGAUAUCUCACAGCAACCCUUGGUGCAGGUGGCUACUUGGUGCAUUGGGGAGUACGGCAACCUCCUAUUGGCUGGGAGCUGUGAAGAGGUGGAGCCUAAGCAGGUAGACCCAGAAGAGAUGCUCUCCCUUCUGGAGCGGGUGCUCCAGUCGCACCUCUCCCUCCCAGCCACCAGGGGCUACGCGCUCACCGCCCUCAUGAAACUCGGGUCUCGUCUCCAAGGCAACAGCAUCAACCGGAUCCGAAGGUUGGUCUCUAUUUACUGCAGCUGUCACGACAUCGAAUUGCAGCAGCGGGCAGUAGAAUAUAACGCCCUUUUCCGGAAAUAUGACCAUCUCAGGUCAUCUUUGUUGGAGAAGAUGCCCUUAGUGGAAAAAGCUGGCUACAGCGAGGAUGGAAGUGAGAAAGAACAGCCUGGAAGAGAGACCAGCAUUUCCCUACAUAUCUCCGAGGCGGUGCUGUCUGGCAAUUCCGAACCACCAGAAUCUAGUCAGGUCUCUGAUCUCUUGAAUCUUCUUGGGGACCCUACAGAUCCUUCUCCUUUGCAGCCUGUCACAAGCACCCCAGUGGCAACGGGAUCCUUCCUUGACUUGCUCAGGGAUCUAAAACCCCCAGCCGCUGCUCUCUCCCCACUGGCUGUUUAUGAACAAGAUGAGCUGCUGGUUGAAUUCUCAAUGGAGCGCCCACCACUGGAACCCACGUUACUGCUCAUCACGGCCACGGUAUCCAACAGGGCUCCCGGUGACGUGACUGGAUUCUCUCUGCAAGUGGCUGUGCCCAAGUCCUUCCAGGUAGAGCUCCUGGCCCCCAGCGGUUCCACAGUCCCAGGUCAGGGUGGUCCCCCUAUCACUCAACUAAUUCGCAUCUUGAACCCUAGAAAGCUCCCGCUCCGGAUGCGGCUGCGUCUUGCCUACACCCUGCCCUCUGGGACGGCGGUCCAGCGGAUUGAAGAAGUCAGCUCAUUCCCAGAGGCCGCAUGGCAGUGACUGGCGAGCAACCCAAGGGACCACCAACGCUGUCUCCUGGCUUUUCUUCAAAAGAAAGCCCUUGUAAGGUGCUACUGGACUAAAGUCUUGCUUUUGCAAUUGCAACAACUCACCACCAGGUGGCACCUUUGUUCUACCCUGGAGGCCUCUCUACCAUUAAAUACACAAGCAGGUGGGAGCCCAGGGGUUGCUUUGGUGGUGGCGUGGCCCUAGAUGACUGCAUUGGGGGCAGAUGGGGGGGCACAACGUUCUUGCAGGGGAGAUCCUCCAAAUAAAAAAAGGGAAACACAGCCAAGCCAGGACAGAGUAAUGGGGGAACAGAAGGGGGAAUCCCCUCUCCCUCCCAACAGCUGGCAAAUCAAUUCAAUUGAUCAGCUCGAUGGGGAGAUUCCACAACAACUGAGCGAGACUAAGUGGAAAUCAAUGAAGAUAAAGAGCGAAGGGGGGAAAAAUCAGAAUUCUCCAGCAAAAUAAAUACACACCACCCAUGCCUGUCCGUUGCCCCAAUCUGCAUUUCUGCUCUGCUGCUAUACAGAAACGGGGAUGUCCAAUCUUUUCUGGAGGCAGCACCUGCAAUGAGUGUGCCCCCCCUCCCCCACAACAGUCAGUCCCCUGCUAAGCUGAGUAAAGUCAAGGGGCCCUGUCAUCCAGUACUCUGUCUACUAAGAGUGGACAACCAGGGGUUGCAGGGAAAGAUGUCAGAAGCAAGGGGUGUUGGUUUUGGCCCUCCCUGGGUGAGGAUCCUCAACCGGAGAUGGAAAAAACAAGGCCAUAUUUCUGGCUAUCCCAGUAUCUAGCCUCC
Molecule: messenger RNA, 3263 nt
Organism: Eublepharis macularius
Lineage: Eukaryota; Metazoa; Chordata; Lepidosauria; Squamata; Eublepharidae
Gene: AP1G2
Product: adaptor related protein complex 1 subunit gamma 2
Exons: 22
Coding region: 80-2461 (793 amino acids)
Biological process (GO): receptor-mediated endocytosis; Golgi to vacuole transport; intracellular protein transport
Cellular component (GO): membrane coat; Golgi apparatus; AP-1 adaptor complex
Molecular function (GO): clathrin-cargo adaptor activity
Source: RefSeq, a predicted model, not a curated record